CUGUCUCCCGCCCUUGCCGCUUGCUCGGUCCGGCCCCCUCGACUCUCUAGUCCCCGCCGUGGCUGCGGCGCUGGGGCAUUUCCCUGCGGUUCGGCUCGCAGACCCCGGCUCCCGCGCAGCCGGCUCCUGGCUCCGGGCACAUGCAGGCGAUCAAAUGCGUGGUGGUCGGCGACGGAGCCGUGGGGAAGACAUGCCUGCUAAUCAGCUACACCACCAAUGCCUUCCCUGGAGAAUACAUCCCUACCGUUUUUGACAAUUACUCAGCCAAUGUGAUGGUAGAUGGAAAGCCAGUGAACCUGGGACUUUGGGAUACAGCUGGGCAGGAAGACUAUGAUCGGCUUCGACCCCUCUCUUAUCCCCAGACUGAUGUCUUCCUGAUCUGCUUCUCCCUGGUGAGCCCAGCCUCCUUCGAGAAUGUCCGUGCCAAGUGGUACCCUGAGGUGCGACAUCAUUGUCCCAAUACACCAAUAAUCCUCGUGGGCACCAAGCUUGACCUUCGAGAUGACAAGGACACCAUUGAACGGCUUCGGGACAAGAAGCUGGCCCCCAUCACUUACCCCCAGGGCCUGGCCAUGGCCCGGGAGAUUGGUUCUGUCAAAUACCUGGAGUGCUCAGCAUUGACUCAGCGGGGGCUCAAGACAGUGUUUGAUGAAGCUAUUCGGGCAGUGCUGUGUCCCCCACCCAUUAAGAAACCUGGAAAGAAGUGUACUGUGUUCUAAACCUUGCCCAGAGAAUCCUACUCCAGGGGGCCUGAGUGGUGAGAAGGGCUAGGAGCCCAAGGGCCAGGAGGUUGGGAUAAUGUCUCAAACCCCUAAGUAUGGUGUCAUUGUUCAAAUGUUUGAUUUUCCUUCAGUCUGAGAUGACGUGGGUAUAGGGAGUGGGAAUAUAGAGUGGGAGUGGGGUGGGAAAGGGAGGCUUGGGCUCUGGAGUGGAAAGAUCAGCACAAGGAACAGAGCAUGCUGUCCUGGAGGGGCUGGAGGGAGGGCUGAUAAGGAAGAGAAGAAGUCCUUGUUCUCUCCUACUCAGGUCUGGGAAGCACAGCCUGAAGCUUCCUCUCACUCUGCUCUGUACCCAGGAACCCAGAAAUCCAGGUCUCCAGCUAGCACAGGAGGGAGCAGGGUCUCUCUCAGAGAGGAAAAGGGGCAUGACCAGGGUAGCCUCCCAGGUUGGGGAGGGUGGGGAACAGGGGGGUGGAAGUAUGUAAUUGUGGGGUCUAUUCAUCUUGUCCCAGGACAGGGUCAUCAUCCCUUAUUUUAUACAAUAAACAUUCUUCAUGAA
Sarcophilus harrisii (Tasmanian devil) is the source of this 1278-nucleotide messenger RNA. It is a transcript of the gene RAC3, whose product is annotated as Rac family small GTPase 3. NCBI's taxonomy places the organism in Eukaryota, Metazoa, Chordata, Mammalia, Dasyuromorphia, Dasyuridae. Gene Ontology annotation, biological process: establishment or maintenance of cell polarity; cortical cytoskeleton organization; motor neuron axon guidance. Gene Ontology annotation, molecular function: protein kinase binding; GTP binding; GTPase activity. The transcript is spliced from 6 exons. The record is from RefSeq and is a predicted model, not a curated record. Bases 141 to 719 code for a protein of 192 amino acids. Gene Ontology annotation, cellular component: cytoskeleton; plasma membrane; cytoplasmic vesicle.